UUUAGUUUUGUUUGGCCCGGGCUUUUUCAAAACCGCAGCCAUACGUCACCCAGGCAUGUACAGACAGGAGAGCCGAUGCAGCCGGCCUGACUUUCACUCGGCGGGAGAUGCACGAUCAGCUGGCCGAGCUGGAAGAAGGGAGCCCGGGGCCCAGCCCGGUAUCAGAGCAGGCCCCGUCCUCCUGGCUGCAGCGUACCCGGAAGCGUGUACAGCGUAGUCCGAGCUUGAGGCUGGUGAUCGGGGACCGGCAGCCUGUGUGUGUGCUAGCCGUACAGCGCUACCUUGGCGAGAUCGGCCGUUGCCGCUACUAUUACGACAUUACGGUGUAUGAUGGGGUCGUACAGGACACCUGGCUGUUGUCCCCGGAGCUCGGCCAUCUGGUACAAAGCAAGCGGCUCCGCUGCGGCUCCCGGGUCACCAUUAGCCUGUGCUCGUACCGCUAUGUGGAGAAGAAGCUGUCCGGGGGGCUGGUGUGUAUAGAGGAGGUGGAAGCCGGGGAGGACAUGAAGGAGGAGAAGGACUGUGUGCCUGUGGAGGAGAUCGUACCCCUGUGUGGGGACAAGAUGCACUAUCUACCCCUCUGGAAUAAUGAUGAUCCCUAUGGUGACAUAUGGGACCGGGGGAAGGAGGCAUUCCGGCCCAAUGUGGAUGUGUCCAAAGUAUGUUCACUACAGAGGCUGGAGCCAAGAUGGAGGUCAAAAUUGUCACUUCCUCCCCUGCUUGUACGAAUAAUGCAUAAAUCCAGACUUCGAUAUUUUGGCAAAGCUGACAAGAAGAUUCAAUAUCCUUACCAGGCCUAUUUUGAAGUUGCUGAUCACUCUGGUAUGAUGUCCAUGGUGAUGUGGAAUUUUUUGUGCCUGGAAUGGUACAACACACUUCAGAUCGGUAAUGUCGUCUUACUCCAGCAGUAUGCUUUGAAGAAUAGCUAUCCAAACAGGACACUCCCAACAACUUGCAAUACGCAGGUGAAAAGACUGCCUAAUCUUGAAAUUAGCUUGAAUGCCAAAGAUCCUGUAUCCAAGAUUUCUGUUCUUCGAAAAGAAGAUGUGAAGCCUGAAUGGAGACUACCCAAUGUGAAAUACCAAUUUAUCACAAGAUCAGAAUUGAAUCAUUUACCUCAUAACCAAGUCUGUGAUGUUAUUGGUCUUGUGACGUAUGUGGGAAGAUGUGAACGAAAACGGAUCCGAGAUGAAGGUGAAGAUUUCUGGUUGUACCGUUGGGUCCAUGUGAUUGAUAGGACCUCUUAUCAGCCACUUUUACUUGAAAUUUUUGCAACCUCACAACCCAACAUAUUUGAGAAAAUUCAUCCCAUGACGUAUCUUGUGUGCACGCAGAUGCGCGUGGUCCAUGAAUAUCCAGAGGACAAAUGUUGCCAAGCUUACCUCACAACCUCCAAUGAAAGUCAGGUGUUCAUAACUGAAUACCAUAAAGGACAGCCCUAUACAAGCGAUCAAAAGGUAAAAGAUUUUGUAGACUGGAUGAAAACUCAGGAUGAAGCUGAUUUCCAGAGAAAAAUCACCAUUGGCGGGUAUCAUCCUUACCCACAAACACCAGCAACGUUUGCCAAGUACUGUAGUGAUAAUAAAGUAGAAAAAAUGUUAUCGACAAAUGAUGAACUUAAGACACUUAUUGAUCACCUUAAUUACAGAGAACAUAGGCGUGUUGCCAUUCAAGGUAUAAUUGCUGCUUGCAGAUUUGUUGAAAAUGAGGAAUUGGAAGCUGCAGAAGUACACUCGCAUGAAGACCUGGCCUCUGUUGUGUCUUUGGCACAUCAUGGACAAACUGAACUGGACUCGGGGGAACAAUCCCCCAGUGGUGCAAAUAAAAAGCAUAAAACAGAUGUGACCACUUCUCAUAGUAAUCCUGAAGAGGCUACACCUUACAGUGAGUCCAGAAAUGUGACUAAAGUAAAGAGAAGGAAGAAGCAUGCAGUAGAUGUUAGCCAUAAUGUGCAAUUCUCCUCCCAUGAUGUGGACACCAACAUUCAGGAAUCCUUGUUUUCCGAAGCAGAUGAGACUCGUAGCAGUGUUGCAGGGAGUGAAAAGAGUGACAGAACAUGGUCUCCUGGAAGAUCCUGGGAAAGUGCUCUCUGGUCUGAGGUCAAACAUCACCUUACAGAUCACUUAUAUCAUAGCACAGUAUUUCCAGAAAGCCUACCUCGAAAGUUUGAUUACGGUCGCAGGAAGUUCCUCAUGCAGCAGUACAAUCUCCACCCAGCUAAACUUGUGAAGUCAAUGUGUACCUCAAAGUUGAAACUUCAAGAUUUCACUAGUGCCAGUGGGCCUGGCCAUUAUGAAGUCACCAUAUUGGGUAUAAAUCAUGAUGUAGCAAUUGACGUGUCUCUGCCUGUAUAUAAGAACUUCAGACUGUUUGGCCCAAAUUGCUUUCCUAACCAUAUUCAAUGCCUCAGUCCAGACUGGAAUGCUGAAACCCAAGAUCAACACUGGCUGUCUCUUAAAGAUGAACUUGUGAAAUAUGCCUGUGCACAAGACCGACAGCAUACUAUAUGUAUCCUGGACAUCUGCCACCUAGGGGAAAGAAAAGUGGAAAUUUUUCUAAACAGAGUUUACUAUCCCAUCACAGGGGAUUUGCCAUGACUGUAACAUUUGUACUGCUAAGUUAUU
Molecule: messenger RNA, 2624 nt
Organism: Nanorana parkeri
Lineage: Eukaryota; Metazoa; Chordata; Amphibia; Anura; Dicroglossidae
Gene: RADX
Product: chromosome unknown CXorf57 homolog
Exons: 14
Coding region: 108-2597 (829 amino acids)
Biological process (GO): regulation of DNA repair
Cellular component (GO): replication fork
Molecular function (GO): single-stranded DNA binding
Source: RefSeq, a predicted model, not a curated record